AGAAAAGAUCUGAAAAUGACAAGUAGAAGACUUGAGGAAUCGAUGGGGGCUGUUCAGAUGGGCUUAGUCAAAAUGUUAAAAGGGCUCCAAAGCAAGGUUUUGCCACCCCUGAGUCCCAGGGUGGUCACAGAAGAGGAAGUAAACCGCAUGCUGACACCCUCGGAGUUCCUGAAGGAGAUGUCCCUCACCACAGAGCAGAGACUGGCAAAUACCCAUGUGAUGUACCGGCCACAGAUCGUUGAACUCUUAGAUAUGGGGGAGACCACUCAUCAAAAGUUUUCAGGAGUUGAUUUGGAUCAGACAUUAUUCCAGCCCUUUCCAUCAGAGAUUGUGUUCCAGAACUAUACUCCCUGUGAAGUCUAUGAGGUUCCACUGGUACUGAGGAACAAUGACAAAAUUCCAAGGAUGGUGAAAAUUAUUGAGGAAAGUUCACCUUACUUUAAAGUAGUCAGUCCCAAAGAUAUUUGCCACAAGGUAGCUCCGGGAGUGCCAUCCGUAUUCCGAAUCCUCUUCACUCCAGAGGAGAACAAGGAUUAUUCCCAUAUGUUGACCUGUGUUACUGAAAGAGAGAAGUUUAUCGUACCCAUCAAAGCUAGAGGUGCUCGGGCCAUCCUGGAUUUUCCCGAUGAGCUGAAUUUUUCCAAUUGUCCUGUCAAAUACAGCACUCAGAAGAUUCUACUGGUACGAAACAUUGGCAACAAGGACGCUGUGUUUCACAUCGUAACUCAUAGGCCUUUCUCUGUGAAGCCCACGGAUGGAAUUCUUAACGUGGGGGAGUCCACGCAACUGGAAGUAGAGUUUGAGCCGCAGACCAUUGGCAAUCACAGUGGGAGGCUUGUCGUGUGUUAUGACACAGGUGAAAGGAUAUACGUGUCUCUCUAUGGAGCUGCUGUAGACAUGAAUAUAAGGCUGGACAAAAACUCCUUGAUCAUUGAGAAAACCUACAUAUCUCUGGCCAAUCAGAGGACUGUGACCAUCCACAACCGCAGUAACAUUAUUGCCCAUUUCCAGUGGAAGGCGUUUGCCACCCAGGAAGAGGAGGACAAAGAAAAGUAUAGGGUCUGUAAUGACCUGGCCAAAGAGGAAAAAGAUGAGACUGACGCAUUUAUGGAAGAGUUCAUCCUCGACCCUUCACUCCGACAGCGUCUUUCCAUCAUCUCCCACACCUUCAAGCACCAGAGGAGGGCGGUUCAAGUAGACCACAUGCUCAAUUUUAACAGUGUUUUCACCAUCGAGCCCCUGGAAGGUGAUGUCUGGCCCAACACAUCAGCUGAAAUCACUGUGUACUUCAACCCUGUGGAGGCCAAGUGCUAUCAACAGACCAUUUAUUGUGAAAUUUCAGGCCGAGAGAUCCGUCUGCCUCUGCGAAUCAAAGGGGAAGGAAUGGGCCCUAAAAUUCACUUCAACUUUGAACUGCUGGAUAUUGGGAAAGUUUUCAUUGGAUCUGUACAUUGCUAUGAGGCGAUACUGUCCAACAAAGGCAGCAUCGAUGCCCUCUUCAGCGUGACCCCUUCAACUACGCCGUUGGGGGCCUGCUUUGUUUUCUGUCCCAAAGAGGGCAUCAUUCAACCAAGAGGAGUCCAAGCUAUCCAGAUAAGCUUCAGUUCUGCCAUCCUGGGGCACUUUGAAGAGGAGUUCCUGAUCAAUGUCCAUGGGUCACCAGAGCCUGUGAAACUGACCAUUAGAGGCUGUGUCAUUGGACCCACCUUUCAUUUUAAUGUUCCUGCUCUGCACUUUGGGGAUAUUUCCUAUGGAUUUCCUCAUACUUUGACUUGUUCCCUCAAUAACACGUCUUUGAUCCCCAUGACCUUCAAACUGCGUGUCCCUGGAGAUGGCCUUGGCCCCAAAAGUACGGCAUUUUCUGAGAAGGAUUUAAUCAACAGACCAUCUAGGGCUGAUGAAGAUAUACUCACAAUGAAACCGAAAGAAUUCACCAUCACCCCCAACUGUGGCACCAUUCGCUCCCAGGGAUAUGCUGCUAUCAAGGUGACCUUAUGCUCCAACACUGUGAAGAAAUAUGAGCUGGCACUGGUGGUGGAUGUGGAGGGCAUUGGAGAAGAAGUGCUGGCGCUCUUAAUUACAGCCAGAUGUGUUGUACCUGCGCUCCAAUUGGUGAAUGCAGAGGUGGACUUUGGGCGCUGCUUCCUGAAUUACCCCUACGAGAAAAUGAUCCAACUUGUCAAUCCUGAUGACCUUCCAGGAUACUAUGAGAUCCUGCCUCAGGUGUGUGAGGACCAGCCUCCUGUGCUGCUUUGCAGCCCCACCCCCUAUGGGAUCAUCCCCCCCCACAGCACUGUGCACUUGCCUUUGGGCCUGAGGACCCAGGUCACCGGAGAACACAGGUCCACAGUCUACAUCUCUGUCUUUGGGAGCCUGAACCCUCCUAUGGUAUGUCAUACAAAGAGUAUCGGGGAAGGCCCUGUGAUCUACGUGCACCCCACUCAAGUUGAUUUUGGCAAUAUCUACGUCCUAAAGGACUCUUCCAGAAUUCUCACCCUAGCUAACCAGUCCUUCAUUCCUGCAUUGUUUCGGGCACGCAUGGCACACGAAAAGUCCCUUUGGACCAUUGAACCCAAUGAAGGCACAGUUCCUGCAGAAGGAGAUUUUCCACUGACAUUGACUGCCAACCUGAAUGACAUUCUGACGUUCAAAGACACAGUCAUUUUGGAAGUUGAAAAUAGCAACACGUUUCGGAUUCCUGUCCAGGCUUCAGGAAUUGGUUCUACCAUUGUUUCAGAUAAGCCCUUUGCUCCAGAACUCGACCUGGGAGCGCACUUUAGCCUGGAUACCCACUAUUACCACUUCAAGUUGACUAAUAAGGGACGUCGGAUCCAACAGUUGUUCUGGAUGAAUGAUGAUUUCCGUCCCCAGGAAAAGCUGUACAAGAAGGGACAGAUUAAGAAGAGACAUGCUGGUGGUCGUCCCCAGCCCAAGGACUCCCAGGAGCCCAGGGAUCUAGGAAGCCCCGUGUUUCAGAUCCACCCUGUCCGGAUGGAGCUCUACCCAGGCCAGACAAUAGAUAUGAUACUUGAAGGCUAUUCUGCUACUCCCAGGAUAGUCAAAGAAAAGCUGGUGUGCCAUGCCAUCAUUGGGGCCCAGAAGGGCAAGAGCUUGGUGAUGACCGUGACUGUCAUCUGUGAAUUUAUAGCACCUCUUAUCCAGCUCUCCACCAAGCAGCUCCUAUACCGACUAGAGAAGAAACCUAACAGUGCCUUGGAAGCUGAUUACCAGCCCUUGGCCAUAAAGAACAUUUCCACUCUGCCUGUGAACAUGAUGCUCUCAACAACUAGACCCUUCUUUAUAUGUGAGACUGAUAAAUCCCCGUUGCCCACAACGUCUGAGCCUAUUACACUGGACAUUGAUGAAGAAAAACAUCUGCUGGUCAAAUUCGAUCCCACCUACAGAAAUGAUUUCAACAACUGGGUUGCAGAAGAAGUGCUGGCAAUUAGGUAUCUGGAACACCCUCAGGUGGACAGCCUGAACCUGCGUGGAGAAGUGCAUUACCCCAACCUCAGCUUCGAGACCAUGGAGGUGGAUUUUGGCUGUAUCCUGAAUGACACUGAGGUCAUCCGCUACAUUACAGUCACCAACUACAGCCCCUUGGUUGUGAAGUUCCGCUGGUUCUUCCUUGUGGACGAUGAGGAAAAUAAGAUAAGGUUUGUGACAUGGGUAAAGAAGCCCAAUAGUACCCCUGUGUCCCAGAUGGAGUCUAUUCCAGCAACCUCAGCAUCUGCCAGCUCACCAGCAGUCCCUCCUACUGUAGAGUCACCCGAGGUGGAAAAUAGUGAUUCCAUUAGGACUAUCAUUAUGGAUGAAGAGAUGGGGUACGAAGACCAAGAAAUCAAAAAAAUGACAGCAUCUACUGUGAUCUCAGAUGGAAUAAAAAAUAACUCUACUGAAACAGAAAGAAGUCAGAGUCAGGUGGAGUUUCAAGAAUCCCCAUGGAUCUUUGAGCAGGAGGAGAUGCUUACCAUUGGGAUAGAAGAAGUGUUUGACAUUCUGCCCCUCUAUGGAGUUCUGCAGCCACAUAGUCACCACCAGGUAUCUUUCACCUUCUUUGGACAUGCUGACAUCGUUGCCCAAGCCAAAGCUCUGUGUGAAGUGGAAGGAGGGCCCACCUAUGAAAUAAUACUGAAGGGAGAGGCUUCCCUGGUCAACUAUUCCUUUGACACCAAGGAUAUUAACUAUGGAUUACAGCUGUUCAACUAUGUCACGGAGCGUGAAAUCACACUGAAGAACACUGGGAAAGUUGGCUUCGAGUUCAAGGUCCUGGCUGGCCACCAGACUUCAUCGGAAAACUUUCGUCCUGGGGUACCACUGAUUGUGCCUCUCUCGGGUUUUAUCAGUUCAUGUAAGGAGCAGGUAUUGAAGGUUUACUACUUACCUGGCAUACCUGAGAUCUUUGAAAGGAGCUUCCAGAUACAGAUCGCUCACCUGGUCCCAGAAAACAUUACUCUGAAUGGAGAAGGCUUCUUUCCCCGGAUCUGCCUGGAUCUCCCCAGGAAUAUUCGAGGCAAUGAAAAGUAUGAAAUCUUCUUGAACCAGGCUAGAAAAAACCUGGAAAAAGAGUUCAACAAAUAUGAAACUCUGGAUCACUUUGAGAUCAUAACUGAGGAAAUACCUGAGGACGAAUGUGCUGAGUUAAGUGCUCAUCUCCAGAUGGAAGUAGAGCGACUUAUAGUCCAAAACUAUGCCUUAGAACAUCAGAAAACAGUUAGCCCUGAUGCAGCAGAUGACACCGGCUUCAUCCACUGGAGUUGCCGCAGACUAUCCAAAGUCCACCUGCCUGAGUACAUCCUGGACUUUGGCUACAUUGUCGUUGGUGAAGUCCGAACCCACAUCAUCAAGAUUACCAACACCAGUCAUUUACCAGUGUCCUUCCAAGCAGAUAAGCGUGUCCUUCAUGACACAGGCUUCAGUACUCAGCUAGAUCGCAUUAAAAAUCUGCCUUAUUGUGAGACGGAAACAUUUGAAGUGAGAUUUGACCCACAAGGGGCUAAUCUUCCUGUGGGAAACAAAGAGGUCCUUCUGCCCAUCAAGGUGGUUGGAGGGCCAACCGUUCACAUCUGUCUCAAAGCCAACGUGACCAUCCCAGCUAUGACACUGUCUUGUGGAAAAGUGGAGUUUGCCACAGUUCAGUGUGGACAGUGCAUAAUAGAAACUAUUCAGCUUUCCAAUCAUCUCCAAGUCCCUUGUGAAUGGUUUGUCCAGAGCCAAUGUUCUGUAAGCAAGCUGAAUAAACACAUUCCAAAGUAUUUAAGAAGGAAACUUCGUGCUGAAUUAAAGCCAAAGUCCCGGACCUUUGAAAUACAACCCACCUCUGGAGUCUUGGAACCUGGUGAGAGGUCCAAUGUGCAGGUGAAAUUCAUACCAAAAGAAGAGAAAUUCUACAGCCAAACCCAAUUGUUCCAUAUUGGUCAGAGCCCUCAAAAGCUCUCCUUGCUGACAUCUGGGCAGGGUCUGGAGCCACGCCUGGAAUUUAGUCCUUCCGUUCUGGAACUGGGACCACUGCUGCCUUAUACCUCUGGAGAUGAGGCUGAGGUGAUAGUCAAGAAUCCCUGCAGCUUUCCAAUUGAGUUUUACUCCUUAGAAUUUGACCAGCAAUAUCUCUUUGAAGAAAAAAUCUUGCGACAACUGAAGGGCUAUGACUCCUACAACACCCUGCUGCUGCCACCCCGCAGUCCCGGGGAGAAGCUGCCCCCAGAACUGUAUGAAUAUUUUAAGGAGGUGAAGAAGUCAAAGGAAGAGCAGAUGAAGGCACAGGAGAAUGAAGACAAAGAUAUAACCAUUUCCGACCAGGGAACCUCUGCCAGCACAAAGCGAACAUCACUCAGCCGAGGGAUCUCUGUCACAUCCAACCUGGAAGAGCGGCACUACCCUGACCUCAGAAUCUACCCAGAUGAAGAAGAGGAUGAGGACAGCCUGGAAAAGAUAGUGUUUCAAAGUGAGAAGAUUCACAGCAUUGACAGCCAUUCCGCAGAAGAAGUUGGAGAGGUGGAAAACAAUCCAGUGAACAAGGCUAUCGCUCGUCACCUGGGCAUUGACAUUUUUUCAGAAAGCCACUUGGCCAAGAACCGGAAAGGCAUCGCCAUUAUCAUCCAUGGGACACCCUUGUCUGGAAAGACAGCCAAUGCUGUCAACAUAGCCAAAUACUACAGCGCAGCCUACUUGAACAUCGACUCGAUCGUGCUGGAAGCCAUAUCCGAUGGCAACAGCAUCCCAGGCAUCCGGGCCCGGGAGCUCUGUAUCAGGGCUGCCAUCGAACAGUCCAUGAAGGAAGGAGAGGACACUGCCCAGGAGGCUGCUGUAAACCAAAAUAUCUUAGCAACACGACUGAGCAGUGAAAACUUGGGGAAGCUUACGUCCGAUAUAACCCUGGUGAACCCAGAAUUUAAACCUGCCAAGAGCGUGCGUGGAAGUCUGCUGUUACCCAAAAGCAAGGCAGAAAGCCACGGCUCAGGGUCGCAGAAGCAGCAUCACCAGCACCAGUCGGAAACACCACAGAUUUCCUACAGCCCUCUCCUCGGGCCCACCCAGCGCCGGCUCAGCGUCAGCGCCAGCAUCGGAGGUGAGUCCGGGCUGAUGAGCUGUGUGCUCCCUGAAGAGCUUCUCACGCAGAUCCUGGCCGAACGGAUACAGCUAAAUGACUGUUUCCGCGGGGUGGUGUUCGAUGGCCUGGACACCCUCUUUGCCCGCAGCGCGCCUGCCGCCCUCCUCUGCCUGCUAAAGGCCCUCGGCAGCCGGGAGCACAUAUACGUCCUCAACAUGGCCCAGGACUACACAGCCAUGAAGGCCCAGGAGAAGGCCAAAAAGGAGCAGGAAGAAAGCAAACACAGGGAAGCUCUUCAGAAAGAGAAGGACCGUCUCCAAAACAUGGAUGAGGAAGAAUAUGACGCUUUGACAGAGGAGGAGAAAAUCAUGUUUGACCGAGAGAUACAGAAUGCACUCCGGGAGAGAAAGAAGAGGGAAAUGGAGAGACUGGCCAAGGAGAUGCAGGAGAAGAAGCUACAGCAGGAGCUCGAGAGACAAAAGGAGGAGGAUGAGCUGAAGCGAAGGGUCAAAAAGCUCAAGCCAGGCCUCCCCGGGAAGGAGGAGCCCCCCGUGAAGAAGCCUCCAGUGCCAAACAAGCAGAUUAUUACUUCCAGCAAACCAGAUCUCAAGAUGGAGCCGCUAGAAAGGAAGAUUUCUGUCCAGGAGCAACUAACGGUGGAGAAGGAAGAACAAAGCAAGAAAAAAAAAACCAUGACCGAUGUCAACUCGUUUGGGGCUCCUCUUGUCCCGGAACAAGAGGAGAGUGAAGGGGACUUCCCAAAGGACUCUGAAAAGCAAUUGGCCCAGAAGUUCAAGGCCUAUGAGUUGAGCCUGAAGGAUAUCCAGGCCAUGCUGGUGUUCUGGGACCGCAAGCAAGGAGUUCAGCUGCCUCAAGGAGGGAUGGAGGAGGUGCCCCACGAGCCCGAUGACCAGCGCCAGGCUCCCUCGGGGCGGCGGGGCCGCAAGGACCGGGACCGGGAGCGCCUGGAGAGGGAGAAGGCCGAGAGGGAGCGGCUGGAGAGGGAGAAGGCCGAGAGGGAGCGGCUGGAGAAGCUGCGGGCCCUGGAGGAGCGCAGCGACGGGGAGGGGGAGGGGGAAGAAGACCACGAGGGCAAGAAGGACCUGGGGGUGCCCUUCAUCAACAUCCAGACUCCGGACCCCGAAGGCUUGAACUGGAAGCAGGCCCUGGAGAACGACAGGCUUCCCGAGGCCGAACAGAUCCUGGACAUCUUGGGUCUGGGGUCCUCUGGACCACCCAUCCCACCUCCUGCCUUGUUCUCUGUCAUCUCCUACCCUGUGAAGCGGCAACCCAUCGCCACCAUUGACAUCUUGAAACACUUUGUGUUUGUGACUCCACCAACGGAUGAGGUCUCCCUGGUAGAAGAAAAGAAAGAACCAGACGCAGAAUUUGAACUUGGCACCAACACUAUCUCUCCAAAGGUCCAAGAGGAACAGCCCACCUCAUCUAAGGGGGGAAGACAGAAAACAAAAGAAAAACCAGAACAAACCCGUGAGACUCAGAAGGAAAAACGUCUCAUGGCCUUCAACAGGAAGGGCCUUGCUGGGGGGCCUGCUGGGAUCAUCACGCCCCUGACCGACAUGGACCAGAACAACUUCAGCAGGCAGCACUCUCAGGAGAAAUUCAUCAGGCUGAAUCACUUCCGAUGGAUCGUGCCAGCCAAUGGAGAGGUGACACUCCGAGUACACUUCUCUUCUAAUAGUCUGGGGAACUUUGAUCAAACCUUUAACUUUGAGAUACUCGGAACUCGCCGCCAGUACCAGCUUUAUUGCCGAGGUGUCUGCACUUACCCGUACAUUUGCCAAGACCCAAAAGUGGUAUUCCCUCAGCGGAAGAAGGACAUGAAGCCAAAUGAGGUCAUCUUUAAGCAGUAUAUUAUGAGCUUGGAGAAGUUUUCCUUUGGACCACUCCUUUGUGGAAAAUCAAGAGAUAAGUACAAGUCAUCCUUGUUCCCAGGCAACAUGGAGACGCUGACCAUCCUGAACAGUUCCCCAAUGGUGGUGGAGGCAUUCUUCUGUUUUCAGAAUGAUGUCAAAGCAAGUACCUACUUUCUGGAGCCUGUCAACAUGACUCUGAAACCCAAUGAGAAACAGAUGCUAACCGUGUGGGCUUACCCUACUACAGUUGGCGUCAUUGAAGACAGCAUUGUCUGCUGCAUCAAGGAGAACCCAGAGCCAGCUAUCUUCAAAUUAACCUGCCAGGGGAUCCGUCCAGAACUCGAGCUAGAGCCCAAACAAAUACAUUUUGACCGGCUCUUGCUCCACAGAAAAGAAUCCAAGAUAGUUCUCCUCCACAAUGUCACGCCCCUGACUGUGGCCUGGCGGGUUACCAGCCUGGAGCACCUGGGCGAAGACUUCUCCAUGUCCAUGAUGCAGGGCACCAUCCCGCCCAAGGGGAAGUACAGCCUGAACAUACACUUCCAGCCCUCCAAACCCAUCAACCUCAAGAAGGCCAUUCGGUUGGAGGUUUUAGAUGCAGAAAAUCUUGUUGGUGUUGUUCAGAUUGAAAACAUCCUGGUUUUUGCAGAAGCGUAUGACAUUGCCUUGGACAUCACCUUCCCCAAAGGUGCUGAAGGAGGCCUCGACUUUGGGACUGUGAGGGUCAUGGAGGAAACAAAGCAGCCCCUUCAACUGAAGAACCGAGGGAAAUAUGAGAUCAUGUUCAGCUUUUCUGUGGACUCCUUGGGGAUUUCAGCCAUCAAUAUGAGUUCCUUGAUCACAGUCCUACCCAAAAAGGGCUCACUGACUGCAACAGAAAAGCCCACAAACGUCCAGGUGUUCUUUAGGGCCAGAAAGGAAGUGAAGGUCGAGCACCAGCCCAUUCUGCGCUGUCAGAUUAUUGAGCCCAAUCUUGCAGAAGGAAGUGAGAUCAUUGCCAGCAUCCCAAUUAAAUGUUCUGUGAAUGCAGUGCAUUCCAAAUUCAACAUCAGCCCCUCCUCCAUCAUCAACUUUGGGGCUUUGAUCUGUGGCACUCGCAGGAGCACCACCUUCACCAUAGAAAACCAAGGCAUUAUCGACUUCAAGUUCGCCCUCUACAGGCUGACACGGGAGAGCCACAUGCACCAAAAGAAAGUAGCUGGCCACAAUCGACACACCAGAACCCGGGAAAGUGAGACCUUCUUCAAGACUGGCACUUCCAAAACAGCCAAGUUCUCAGACUCAAUUCAGAAAGAUGUGACCAUCACAAGCCAGGCCCGCUUCUCUCAUGGUAUGUUCACCGUGUACCCUGGGUUCGGCUCCGUUCCCCCUGGAGGACAGCAGGUCAUCACCGUGGAUUGCGUGGCUGACCCCGUGGGAAGGUGUGAGGAGUUCAUAGCCAUCGAUAUCACCGACCGCGACCCUAGAGAAUAUCCUGCUGGCAUUUCUUACACUCUGCUUGCGGAAGCAUGUAUGCCAGCCUUUGUGACGGACAACAAUGCUUUGAUAUUCGAGGAGCACCAGAUCUGUUCCAGCCCCAACCUACACUACAUCUUGCAGACCAUAAAGACUGGGGGACUCUUUGUGGAGGAUGAGAACAAGUUCAUUUUCUGCAAUGUCCUGGUGGGCCAUCAGGCCAAGGCUCGGUUCAAGAUCAGCAACCUGGGAAAGAUCGCCUGUGAUGUCAACAUCGCAGUUAAGCCCAUCUCCAAUAAGGUCAUCGCACGCAUCACGGACAUCUUUGAAGUGGAACCCAACAAGAUGUGUGUCGCCAGCCGCUCACAUGCCUUUGCCACGGUGUCCUUCACCCCACAAACCAUGCAGACCUACCAGUGCAUCUUUGAGGCUACCUUAGAUGGCUUGCCCAGCAGUCUGGCCAGGAACCGAGGCCUCAUAUUUGAUAUUGUUGGUGAGGGGACCCUCCCACGAGUGACCGUUGUGCGGCCCGUUCUGUAUAACCAGUAUGGAAAACCCUUGCUCCUCUUUAAGAGGCUUCUGCUGGGGCAUUCAGAGAAACUGCCUGUCAUCCUCAAGAACAAUGGCACCGUCCCUGCCCAGCUGCAUGUGGACCUGCAAGAUCAACUAGGAAUCUUCUCCCUGAAAAAGAGACCCAACACCUCCUUCAUCUACAUCAUAGAGGAAAACAAACCAAAUGAAAAGGCAAAAAAACCCCACAUGGCUUCCCUGGUUGUUUCUCCUGGAGACACCGCUGAAUUUGAUGUCGUUUUCCACUCCCAGAAGGCUGGGAGGAUGACUGGCUUCAUCCACUUGUCAGUCAUCAACAACCAGUACGAGGAGACCCUCAUCCACUUGGUGGGAGAAGGCUAUGAGGAUGACAUCACCUUGGACAACAUCCAUGGGCUGGUGCCUUCCGCUGGCCAGGAGACCUCGCCCAUCUCAGAGGUCUUAGAGAUAGCCGAGAACAAUGCCGUGGAAGACAUGGUGGCAGCUGCGUUGAUGGACCACAUCCAGUUUGGGGACUGUCACAUUGGAAACAGCUAUAAUGUGAAUUUCACAAUCACUAAUCACAGCCAAGUGAAUGUGAUACGGUUUGAAUGGCCUCUUUUAGCUACAAUAGCUUUCUCCCCACAGUUGGGCCACCUCCACCCUGGUUGUACCAAGGACAUAGUGGUGACCAUGAAAUCAGAUGUGCCAAUCCACCUGAAAAAGAUGGGGGUCAAGUGCAAGCUCUCCAGGAUCGUGUUCCAGCUCCCUGCAGAGCAGGUUCCCGACUGGGAUGACCGCAUGCACACUAUCAAGUGGGUGGAUGCAUCUAGAAAUGCUCCUGGAACUUUGCCUACAAAGCGAAAGGUGAUAGAGACGGAUCCUGAACCUGCCCACUCAGUCCUAGAAGAAAACUACCGAGAACUGCAGAUUCAGAUCAGUGCCACUGUGGAUUACGCUUCAUACCAGUGCCAAAUGAAUGAUGUAAACUUUAAGGAUACGCUGGUUUACCAGACCAGAGUGUUUGAACUCGACCUGGUCAAUUCAGGACGUGUACAGCUUGAAUUCAGCUGGACCUCAGAAGAUACUGCAAAAGCAGUCAGCUUCGUGAUGCCAGGAGUGCAAGGUUCUGCUCUAAAAGAUCAGCUUAGUCAGGGCACGGGCAGCACCCCGGACAGUGGAAUGGACCACUGGAACGAAGCUUCCCCCUCGGCCUUCUCUGUGGAGCCCUCCUCCGGCAUCGUGCCCGUGGGAAAGACUCAGAAGCUCAAAGUGAAAUUCUCCCCACUGGACUUCGGAGAGUUCGAAAGCAACCUUUUCUGCCAGAUUCCCAACCUGCUGCCUGGAGAGCAAGCUCCAGUCCUGGUAGCGAAAGGACGGAGCUUCUUGCCCCUCUGCCAUUUUGACCUGAAAGAUUCGGACUACAUCACUGGUCAUCGGCGCAACGCAGAGCUCCGAGGGUCUGAUUCAGGACCUCUGGAUGCAAACACCCGGGUGAUUGAGUUCACCAGUGUGGGCGUAGGAGAAAAGAAUCUCCAGACCUUUACAAUCCUGAACCCAACCAAUAGUGCCUACUCCUUCCGCUGGAUGUCUGAAGAAACUGAAAGUCUCCAGAACCCUCCAGCCUUCACAUGCCUCACAGAGAAGGGCUGUAUCCACCCUGAAAAGAAAGCUGAGAUUGUGUUCCAGUUCACACCUUCCCAUCUGGACAUCACGGAAGCAUUCUGGACCUUCUUAAUCCCUGAACAUAAUAUCUCAGUCCCUUUCCUUCUGGUGGGCAAAGCCAUUGACCCUCUCAUCUCUCUGGACAAGUCACACAUCAACUUCAGUUCUCUCCUUAUUGGCAGAGAAGCCCGGGAGACUGUGCAGAUCAUCAACAAGGAGGACCUGGGCUUCAACUUUGCCUUUCAGGACAACUCCCGAUAUUCUGAAGGCUUCAGCAAUAGCCUGGUGGUUUGUCCCAUGGAAGGCUGGAUUCCACCACUGUCCAGGGUAUCAGUUGAUAUUUUCUUCACACCAAAGCAUGAAGGAGACGUGAACUUUAAUUUGAUCUGCAAUGUGAACAAGAAAGUCCACCCUCUGACAUUAAAUGUCAAAGCUGAGGGAUACACUAUGAAUGCAGAGGUCAAGUGCAAGGACAGGAUUGGCUCCGUCACUCUCUUGACACCCAACCAGACCAACAUCAUCAACUUCUAUGAGGCGGAAUUAAAUGAAUGUGUACAGUGUGAAUUCAGUUUUACCAACGCUGGGAAGUUCAACUUCAACUUCCAGGGAGAGCUUGCCGGGCCCAAAACCCUAUUGAAGUACUUUGAAUUUUCACCUACCAACGGCACUGUGAAUGUGGGGCAGAGUGAACACGCCACCCUGACUUUCCACCCAAAUCAGAAGUGUGUCUUGAAUGGCCUGGAACUCAUAAUUAAGAUCAUCCAUGGCCCGACAUUUAUAUGUAGCAUCUCAGGCUGUGCUGUGAGUCCAGCCAUCCAUUUCUCCUUUACCAGCUACAACUUUGGGACUUGCUUCAUCUACCAAGCUGGGAUGCCCCCAUACAAACAAAUCCUGGUUGUCACCAACAGGGAAGAAACAUCCAUGAGCAUAGACUGUUUGUACACCAACACCCCACACCUGGAGGUGAACUUCCGUGUGGAUGUGGUGAAGCCAGGAAAUUCUCUGGAGAUUCCAAUUAUCUUUUAUCCUCGAGAAACUAUCAGCUAUCAAGAACUCAUCCCCUUCGAGAUCAAUGGGCUCUCCCAGCAAAUUGUGGAAAUCAAAGGGAAAGGCACUGAAAUGAAGAUUUCAGUCCUAGAUCCAGCCAACAGGAUUGUGAAGUUAGGAGCUGUCUCACCAGGAAACGUUGUGACGAAAAUGGUUUCCAUCAAGAACAACAGCCUUGCCCAGCUCACAUUUAACCAGUCAGUCCUGUUCUCUGUUCCAGAACUCCAGGAACCCAAGGUCAUCACCUUAAAACCCUUCCAGAACAUCACUCUGAAGCCCAAAGAAGUCUGUAAAGUGGAAGUCACCUUUGCCCCAAAGAAGCGUGUCCCUGCCUUCUCCGAAGAAGUGUUCAUGGAAUGCAUGGGACUCCUGCGCCCCCUCUUCCUCAUCAACGGGUGCUGCCAGGCCCUGGAGAUCUCCCUGGACCAGGAACAUGUUGCCUUUGGACCAGUUGUGUAUCAGACUCAAGCCACCCGCCGCAUCCUCAUGUUGAACUCGGGUGAUGUGGGUGCAAGGUUUAAAUGGGAUACCAAAAAAACUGAGCCUCAUUUCAACAUCACCCCAGAAGAAGGCUAUAUCACCUCAGGCAUGGAAGUCUCUUUCGAAGUGACCUACCGUCCCACAGAGGUGGGAAAGGAGAGUCUCUGCAAAAACGUGCCUUGCUUCAUCCAGGGAGGUAAUUCUCUAUGCCUCACCCUGUCUGGAGUCUGCGUAGGACCACCUGCAGUAAAAGAGGUGGUGAAUUUCAACUGCCAGGUACGCUCCAAGCACACGCAGACCAUCCUGCUGUCAAACCGUACCAACCAGACCUGGAAUCUGCGCCCCAUCUUUGAGGGCGAGCAUUGGGAGGGGCCUGAGUUCGUCACCCUGGAGGCCCAUCAGCAGAACAAGCCCUAUGAGAUCACCUACUGGCCCCGCACCAUGAACGUGGAGAAUCGCAAGCACCAGGGCACUCUCUUCUUUCCCCUCCCGGAUGGGACUGGCUGGCUGUAUGCUUUGCAUGGGACUUCUGAUGUUCCCAAAGCUGUCGCCAAUAUCAGCCGUGAAGUGCCAUGUAAGACCCCCUACACUGAGCUCCUGCCAGUCACCAACUGGCUGAACAAGCCCCAGAGAUUCCGGGUCAUUGUGGAAAUGCUGAAGCCAGAGAAGCCAGACCUCAGUGUCACUAUGAAGGGCCUUGAUUACAUCGACGUACUCUCUGGCUCCAAGAAGGACUACAAGCUCAACUUCUUCUCCCAUAAGGAGGGGCUGUACAAUGCAAAGGUGAUCUUCAGAAAUGAGUCCACCAAUGAGUUCUUGUACUACGUAGUGAGUUUCAAGGUCAUCCCUUCAGGCGUCAUCAAAACCAUCGACAUGACUAGCUUGGUCCGGCAGAGUACGUCAGCCUCCAUCAAGGUGGAAAACCCCCUGCCCUACUCGGUGACCUUCUCUACAGACUGCAGGGUGCCGGACAUCAUCCUGCCCUCCCAGUUUAUCGUGCCUGCCAACUCUGAGGGCACGUUCUCAUUCGAAUUCCAGCCCCUGAAAGCUGGAGAAACCAUUGGAAGACUAACUUUGCACCACUAUGAUCUGGGCUACUAUCAAUAUGAGCUCAAUUUGAAGGCCGUGCCAGCACCUCCUGAAAAACCUGUCCAUUUCCAGACUGUUCUUGGCAGCAAUCAAAGCAUGUUCGUGAAGUUCACCAACUAUACCCGGCUGAAAACAGAGUACUUCUGCAGGACAGACUGUUCAGACUUCCACACAGAGAGAGUUAUCACCGCACCUCCAGGAGCCCAGGGGGGCACUGAAGUCAACGUGGAAGUCUUCUUUGAGCCCAGCCACCUGGGUGAGACCAAGUGCACCCUGAUGCUGACAUCACUUAUGGGCGGGGAAUAUACCAUCCCCCUCUUUGGAAAGGCCCUGUACCCCAAGCCCCAAGGCCCCUUCCUGAUCCGAGCUGGCUGCAGCAUAAUCAUCCCCUUCAAGAAUGUCUUCUUCCACACGGUGUUCUUCUCCUACUCCCUGGACAGCCCAGCCUUCCUCGUCCGGGCUCUGGAUUCUGUGCGGCCCAAGAAGAUCAACAACAUCACAGUUUUCUUUGAAGGAAACCCAUCAGGCAGCAAAAUCCCCAUCACCACCAAGCUCACUGUGACCUGCCCUCCCAGCGAAGGCAAUGAAACUGGAAUUAAAUGGGUCUAUUAUCUGAAGGGGAUCACCCCUUAGUGACAGCCAGGAUUCCCUGCAUCAACCAAAAGCUAUCUUCUCAGCCUGAAGAGUCACACAUUGUUUUAGCAUAAUACAAAAAAAGAGAAGAAAACAGGAACUCUGAAGAGAUUGUUCUCUUCAUUUAAUUAUAGGGGCAGUUAUUUCUGUAUCUUAUGUUUUCCAAAUAUAGACAUGAAAUAGAUAUUCCAUAUUAAACUCUAUA
Messenger RNA from Marmota flaviventris (yellow-bellied marmot), 15529 nucleotides. It is a transcript of the gene Hydin, whose product is annotated as HYDIN axonemal central pair apparatus protein. NCBI's taxonomy places the organism in Eukaryota, Metazoa, Chordata, Mammalia, Rodentia, Sciuridae. Gene Ontology annotation, biological process: axonemal central apparatus assembly; cilium movement. Gene Ontology annotation, cellular component: axoneme. The record is from RefSeq and is a predicted model, not a curated record.